GAGACCCUGGGCUGCACCUCCGUCAUCUGCUCCGACAAGACCGGCACCCUCACCACCAACCAGAUGUCCGUCUGCCGGAUGUUCAUUAUGGAGAAGGUGGAGGGCACCGAAUGCAGCCUGCACGAGUUCAGCAUCACCGGCUCCACCUACGCCCCCGAGGGACAGAUCCUGAAGGACGAGCAGCCGGUGCAGUGCGGGCAGUACGACGGGCUGGUGGAGCUGGCCACCAUCUGCGCUCUCUGCAACGACUCCUCGCUGGACUACAACGAGUCCAAAAAAGUCUACGAGAAGGUGGGGGAAGCCACUGAAACAGCCCUGACAUGCCUGGUGGAGAAGAUGAACGUCUUCAACACUGACACCAGCAAACUCUCCAAGGUGGAGCGAGCCAACGCCUGCAAUUCGGUGAUCAAGCAGCUGAUGAAGAAGGAGUGCACCCUGGAGUUCUCCCGUGACCGCAAGUCCAUGUCGGUGUACUGUACGCCCACCGGCCCCGGCCACAACUCCACCGGCAGCAAGAUGUUCGUCAAGGGCGCCCCAGAAAGCGUGAUCGAGCGCUGCACCCACGUUCGUGUGGGCACCGCCAAGGUCCCGCUAACGGCCCCGGUGAGGGAGAAGAUCCUGGGCAGGAUCCGGGACUGGGGCAUGGGCAUCGACACGCUGCGCUGCCUGGCCCUGGCCACCCACGACACGCCUGUCCGCAGGGAGACCAUGCAGCUGCACGACUCCGCCGCCUUCAUCCACUAUGAGAACAACCUGACCUUCGUGGGCUGCGUGGGGAUGCUGGACCCUCCCCGCAAGGAGGUCACCUCCUCCAUUGAGAUGUGUCGCAAGGCCGGCAUCCGCGUCAUCAUGAUCACCGGUGACAACAAGGGUACGGCGGUGGCCAUCUGCCGCAGGAUCGGCAUCUUCUCAGAGAGCGAGGAUGUGGCCGGCAAAGCCUACACGGGCCGGGAGUUCGAUGAGCUGCCCCCUGAGGUGCAGCAGCAGGCGUGCCGUGAUGCCCGAUGCUUUGCCCGCGUGGAGCCGGCACACAAGUCCCGCAUCGUCGAGUACCUCCAGUCCUUCCAUGAGAUCACUGCAAUGACAGGCGACGGCGUCAACGACGCCCCAGCCCUGAAAAAAGCAGAGAUUGGCAUCGCCAUGGGGUCGGGCACGGCUGUCGCCAAGUCGGCUGCUGAGAUGGUGCUCUCCGACGACAACUUCUCCACCAUCGUGUCGGCCGUCGAGGAGGGCAGGGCCAUUUACAACAACAUGAAGCAGUUCAUCCGCUAUCUCAUCUCCUCCAACGUCGGAGAGGUUGUUUGCAUCUUCCUGACAGCCAUCCUGGGCUUGCCGGAGGCCCUCAUCCCCGUGCAGCUGCUGUGGGUGAAUCUGGUGACGGACGGGCUGCCGGCCACCGCGUUGGGCUUUAACCCCCCUGACCUGGACAUCAUGGACAAGCUGCCCCGCAACCCCAAGGAGCCCCUCAUCAGUGGCUGGCUCUUCUUCCGCUACCUGGCCAUCGGAGUGUACGUGGGCUUGGCCACAGUGGGCGCAGCGACCUGGUGGUUCCUGUACGACGCCGAGGGACCACAGGUCUCCUUCCAUCAGCUGAGGAACUUCAUGAGGUGCACUGAGGACAACCCCAUCUUUGAAGGAAUCGACUGUGAGAUCUUUGAGUCCCGAUACCCAACCACGAUGGCUCUGUCUGUGCUGGUGACAAUCGAAAUGUGCAACGCUCUGAACAGUGUCUCUGAGAACCAGUCGCUGCUGCGGAUGCCACCGUGGCUCAACAUCUGGCUGCUGGGGGCCAUCGUCAUGUCCAUGGCUCUGCACUUCCUCAUCCUCUACGUCAAACCCAUGCCUCUCAUCUUCCAGGUGACCCCCCUGAGCUGGCCGCAGUGGGUGGUUGUAAUGAAGAUCUCCCUGCCCGUUAUCCUGUUGGAUGAAGGACUCAAGUACCUUUCCCGCAACCACCUGGACGGCAUUCUCAGGACGGUAAGACACACGUGGAGCGAGGAGCACCAGUUGAAAACCUGCAGGACUCCAGAGCAAGGGAGAAGAGGACAAGAAAUGAAUGACACGAAGGAAACGCUCCUAACUAAAGGAUCCCUAACUUGUAACUCGGACUGA
Messenger RNA from Cariama cristata (Red-legged seriema), 2112 nucleotides. RefSeq names its product sarcoplasmic/endoplasmic reticulum calcium ATPase 3. The annotation marks the transcript as partial. The record is from RefSeq and is a predicted model, not a curated record. Gene Ontology annotation, biological process: calcium ion transmembrane transport; intracellular calcium ion homeostasis. Lineage: Eukaryota; Metazoa; Chordata; Aves; Cariamiformes; Cariamidae. Gene Ontology annotation, molecular function: P-type calcium transporter activity; ATP hydrolysis activity; ATP binding. The transcript has 15 exons. Gene Ontology annotation, cellular component: membrane.